Messenger RNA from Lycium barbarum (goji berry), 900 nucleotides. RefSeq lists its product as uncharacterized. The coding region runs from base 1 to 900 and encodes 299 amino acids. Gene Ontology annotation, molecular function: nucleic acid binding. The record is from RefSeq and is a predicted model, not a curated record. The transcript is spliced from 6 exons. Lineage: Eukaryota; Viridiplantae; Streptophyta; Magnoliopsida; Solanales; Solanaceae.
AUGGUACCUGAUGCGUUGAGCCGAAAGGCGGUUCUGGCUUGUGUUGAGGCGAGUCGUCUCUUGGAGCAGAUUAAGGUCCAGCAGUUUGAUGAUGUGAAGUUGUGUAAGAUACGAGAUAAGGUGUUGAUUGGCGAGGCCAAGAAGGCCAUGCUUGAUAGCGAGGGUGUCUUGAGAAUUAAGGGGCGCAUUUGCGUUCCUCAUAUGGGCGUAUUGAUUCGUUUGAUAUUAGGAAAGGCUUACAGUUCCAGAUAUUCUAUUCAUGCGACUGAUGGUCUAUCCGAGAGGACUAUUCAGGUGCUUAAGGACAUGUUGAGGGCUUGUGCUAUCGACUUUGGUGGUCAUUGGGACCAAUUCUUAUCGUUGGCAGAGUUUGAGUACAAUAACAGUUAUCACUCAAGUAUCGACAUGGCACCGUUCGAGGCUUUAUAUUGUAAGAGAUGUUGUUCUCCGAUGGGGGUGGCAAAAGAAGUAUGCAGGCUGGAAGGUACAGGGUCUCGAUUUUAUGGUUGGCGACCAAUUUCUGCUCAAGGUUUCACCCAUGAAGGGUGUAAUGCGAUUUGGGAAGAAGGCAAGUUGAGCCCAAGGUUUAUUAGUCCCUUCGAGAUUCUCCGUCGUGUUGGUGAGGUGGCUUACAAGUUGGAUUUUCCAUCGGGUCUGUCAGGUGUUCAUCCGAAUUUGUCCUUCGAGGAAGAACCGAUAGCGAUUUUGGAUCGGCACGUGAGAAAGUUAAGGUCUAAAGGGAUUGCUUCAGUCAAGGAGCAAUGGAAGCACCGUCCAGUUGAGAAGGCUACUUGGGAGAUCGAGGCUGAUAUGCGAGAGAGAUAUCCCAGCUUUUCACCGACUCAGUUUAUGCCCUGGAGGUCUCGUGUGGAUGUCGGGAUUUGGGAUGGAACUUGGUGA